AUAUGUUUUCUUUUUCACUGGACGUGUCUAGCUGAUCUGAGAUAAAGGGGUGUGCCCUAUGUGGGUGUGAGUGUGUGAGAGUUCUGGUGAGUUGGUGUACACACUGUUCUGCAGGAAGAAGGGAAGACAGUAAAGACAAGAUAUGUUUAUUUUAGUGUGCCGCUACAACCGGGUGUUCGCCUACCCCGGCGAUGACAUCACGCUGACCGUUCACCUCUCCCCGGAGACCAGCGCGGUUGGCAUGGAGAUCAGGUGGUUCAGGGGAAUAGAAUGCAUUUACCUGUAUAAGAACGGGCAGGUGACAGUGGGGAGAGGCUACGAGGGCAGACUGAGUCUGUUCAAUGAAGAACUGCAAAGAGGAAAUGUUUCUCUGCUGCUGAGAGACGUCGGACAGGCGGACACAGGAAUCUACAGCUGUCAGGUCAUCACUGGAGAAAACAGGGAAAACAGGGUGGAGAAGACAAUACAUUUAUACAUGGCAGGGACGGAAAUACUUUCACCUGAAAGAUUGGGACUGAAGAUCGCAGAACAGGACAGCCUGGAUAUGGAGGAAUCAGUCCAUUCACUCGAGAUGAAGAAAUUACUGCAGAAAAAGGACAAAGAGCUACAAGAUAAGAUUAAGGAGUUGGAAAGCGCAACGGAGGAGUUCAGGAGAAUGACAUGUCUCCUACAAGACAGAGAAACGGAUCUGGACAACAUGAGGAAAGUAGCAAACGAUGGAAAGGUCAGCUUGAAGAACAUGGCUGGCGAGCUGGAGGCCUGUAAAAGAGAACUGGAAAAACUGGGACUAAAGCUACAAGAGAAGGACAGCGAGAGCAAAGUAAUGCUAGAAGAGCUACAAGCAAGAACCCGUGCCGUGCAGGUGCUCACAGUCACACUGCAGGAAAAAGAGCGGGAAUUGGAGGAGGAAAGGAAACAACAAGAAGAAAGAGAACAACUGCUGCAAACAGUUGCAGUGAACGAAGGAGGUCCUGGCGCGGCAAAUGUACCUGAAGAGCCUGUCGUCUCUGAACUUGUGGAAAAGAGUGAGGAAAUGCUGAGUGAAAUGUACCAGGACCCAAAAGACCAGCUGGAGGACAUAGAGAGAUGGAUCCACAAGAAAAGGGAAGAGAGGAGAACUAGAGAAGAGGAAGAGAGCACUGAAGCUCUUGAAAAAGAGUUCCUCAGUUAUGUUAUGAUGAUAAAAGGACAGAUCGAGGAGGAGCACGAAAAGAUUGUGACUUUAGCGAAGUACAUCGCCGACCUUCAGGAAGCGUUUGAGCAUGUGGCGACUGAUGAGGAAAGAGGUGAGCUGGAGGUAUACCUGAAAGAAGCUGUAGAAAGGCAGAGGGAGGGUGAGGGAGAGAUAGAAAGGCUGACAAAGGAGAUAGACAAACAGAGAAAUGCAGUUGAGGAGAAGCACAAGCACGAGGUGGAACAGAUCCGAGAGAAAUAUGAGGUUGUUUCGAGGAUUGAAGCGGAAACAAACCUGCUGAAAAUCAUCCUGCCUGACGUACAGGCUUACUUUAGAAAUAUAACUGCCGAGGUGCACAGAGCCUUUACCAAACAGCUGCAGGCCAUGGAUAGAGAAAAGGGAUUGGAGGCAGGUGGCGAAAGAGAGAGAGAGCCAGACAGAGUGAAGAACAGUGUCAGAGAGAAGAUGCAGGAAGAUCGAAUGAGUCCAAUUGAAGAAGAGUCCUCAAAUGACAUGCUUGAGGUUAGCGAGCAGAGGAUGGAAGCAGAACAGGCGAGGCACAUUGAGGAUGGUCUGGAAAACGAUAGUUAUGUAGAAACAUUGACACAAGGAACCAAAGCAGACACAAGACUGCGGAGAGAAAUUAAUGGAGAGUUUCAGACAAGUGAGAGCACAGAUUCCGAAAGUGAGACUUUAGAACUGGAGGAACAUCCCAACAUGGUUAAUGGUGUGAUGACUUUAAGGCAAGAAGAGGUACAAGUAGAGAUAGGAGUGAGGGAACAUGAUGAGGAGAGGAAUGAAGUGGACAUGGGUUAUAGCCAGUAAUUUCCUACUGAGCGUCAGAACUGAGCAUUUAAUUUUUAUAUCUGCUCAAGUUGUAUCACUUUUGUUGGAGAACGGCAAUGGAAUGCGGUUUUGAGAUGUUGCCGCAGGUUUUCUGAUGAGAUAAAAACAAUGGUUGGGCCAAAAAUCUAAAUUCCCCAGUUUUCCCCUCAAACCAAAUGUAUUCAAUCAGUGGAAACAUGUUUGGGAACUGAAGUUUUCUACCUUAGUUUUGCAUUGGCACUACAAGGCUAAUGUGGCUAACAAGUAAUGGAAGCUUUAUUCAUUAAGCAUGCUAACUGCAGCAGCCAGGUCUGUCACCCACUGAAACAUUGGGCGCAUUAUUAAACAUUUCACUUUCAAAAUUACAGCAGUCGGUCUCCUCAGCUCCUCAGAGUGUUGUUAAAAGAAG
Molecule: messenger RNA, 2408 nt
Organism: Colossoma macropomum (tambaqui)
Lineage: Eukaryota; Metazoa; Chordata; Actinopteri; Characiformes; Serrasalmidae
Product: golgin subfamily A member 6-like protein 22
Exons: 6
Coding region: 143-1999 (618 amino acids)
Source: RefSeq, a predicted model, not a curated record